Messenger RNA from Ostertagia ostertagi, 708 nucleotides. The record is from the annotation of a GenBank genome assembly. NCBI's taxonomy places the organism in Eukaryota, Metazoa, Nematoda, Chromadorea, Rhabditida, Trichostrongylidae.
CCGGGAAGAAGCGCACACCAGGCGCUGGCGCAAUGUCAGGCCAAUACCAGGAAGUAUUCAUGGGUAAUAGAUGUCGACAUCAAAGGAUUCUUUGAUAACAUCAGCCAUGCUAUACUACUGGAAGUGCUGCAGAAGCAUACAAAUGAGAAAUGGGUCUUGCUGUAUGCGGAGCGGUGGUUAAAGGCAGGAGUAGAACAAGAGAACAGGAGUAUAGUAUCAAGAACAAAUGGCACGCCACAGGGAGGAGUAAUCAGUCCUCUAUUUGCCAAUCUUUAUCUGCAUUAUGCCUUUGAUAAGUGGAUGGAUGAAAAUAGUCCACAAUGCCCUUUUGAGCGGUAUGCCGAUGAUAUAGUCCUUCAUUGCAGCAGCAAAGAAGAAGCAGAACAGUUAUUGGAAAAGCUGAAAGCAAGGAUGGGGGAGUAUGAACUCGAACUGCAUCCUGAGAAGACAAAGAUUGUGUAUUGCAAGAACUAUGAGCCCACGGACGAUCAAAAGCCAACGGAAUAUUGGAACGAGGUUCGUGGUGUUCAUGGGAGGUAUAAGCAGUCAGGCAAAAACGCAGAUCAGAAAAGAUGGCAUUUGGAAUUUGCUAACGACAUUAAUGACAGAGGACAAAUUGUAGCUACCCGCGAACGAGCCCGGAACAAUGACACGAUAGACAAGCAAAUUGUCGAAGUCCCGGUCGAUAACCUCGGCGACUUUGGCGAC